Terrapene triunguis (Three-toed box turtle) is the source of this 3299-nucleotide messenger RNA. It is a transcript of the gene LPCAT2, whose product is annotated as lysophosphatidylcholine acyltransferase 2. The transcript has 14 exons. The record is from RefSeq and is a predicted model, not a curated record. Bases 204 to 1835 code for a protein of 543 amino acids. Gene Ontology annotation, molecular function: 1-acylglycerophosphocholine O-acyltransferase activity; calcium ion binding. NCBI's taxonomy places the organism in Eukaryota, Metazoa, Chordata, Testudines, Emydidae. Gene Ontology annotation, cellular component: endoplasmic reticulum.
CGCUGAAAGGCCGGGAGCAGAGACCCGGCCGUGGGCGUCUCCUGCCUGCGGGGGAAUCCCUCGGGCGCGCUCCCCUCAGGCCGGCCUCCCCCGGGCCCCGGCCGGCUCAUGCGCAGGUGGCGGCAGGAGGUGGAGCAGCCCGGCGCCGGGCUCGGUUGCGGCGACUCUGCACAGCGGCCGGCGGAGCGGAUCGGCGCGGGGCCAUGGCGCCGCGGCUCUUGCCCCUGCCCAGGCAGCAGUCCCUCUACCCGCCCAGCGUCCGCAACCCCUUCGUGCACGAGGGGCGCCUGAGCGCCCGCGACAAAGCCCGGAUUGUCCUAUUGGGGAUUAUCCUGCUUCCAUUUCGUGCCAUAUGCAUUGCAUUAAUUUUGCUGCUGUCAUGGCCAUUUGCAGCAAUUGCAACUUUCUGCCAUCCUGGAAGAGGGUCCGUGCCGCUCAUGGGAUGGAAGAGGAGAGUGACCCAGUGUGCCCUCCAGUGCUUAGGUCGUGUUAUGUUCUUCUUGAUGGGCUUCCAAGUUGAAGUGAAGGGGAAAGUAGCAGGUCCCUUGGAAGCCCCAAUCCUUGUUGUAGCUCCUCACUCAAGCUUCUUUGAUGGAAUUGUUUGUAUCAUAGCUGGAUUGCCGUCGAUCGUAUCCAGGUUAGAGAACCUGUCGGCCCCCGUAUUUGGCACAAUUCUCAGAUCCCUCCAGCCUGUACUGGUAUCACGUCUAGACCCAGAUUCUCGAAGGAAUACAAUCAAUGAGAUAACUAAACGAGCAACAUCAGGAGGCCAGUGGCCACAGGUACUGAUUUUCCCAGAAGGCACCUGUACAAAUCGAUCCUGUCUGAUCACCUUUAAACAAGGAGCCUUUAUUCCAGGAGUUCCCGUGCAACCGGUGCUGCUCCGAUAUCCAAACAAACUGGAUACUGUGACCUGGACAUGGCAAGGCUAUUCAUUCAAAGAACUUUGUGUGAUGACUUUUUGCCAGCCGUUAACGAGGGUAGAAGUUGAGUUUCUACCUGUCCAUGUUCCUACUGAGGAAGAGAAAAAGGAUCCUACUCUUUUUGCCAACAGAGUCCGUAAUACCAUGGCAACGGCUUUGAAUGUGCCAGUUACAGACCAUACUUUUGAAGACUGCAGACUUAUGAUUUCAGCAGGACAGCUGACCUUGCCCAUGGAAGCAGGGCUGGUGGAGUUUACCAAAAUCAGCAAGAAACUGAAUCUAAAAUGGGAUCCUAUCCGAGAUCAACUGGAUACAUUUGCUGCUAUUGCAAAUGCCUCCAAAGGGGGAAGAAUUGGAAUGGAGGAGUUUGCCGAGCACUUGAAGCUGCCUGUCUCAGAUGUUCUCAAAGAGCUGUUCCUACUCUUCGAUAGGAAUGGAGAUGGCACCAUAGACUUCCGAGAAUACGUGAUUGGUUUGUCUGUUCUUUGUAAUCCUGCCAACACAGAAGAGACUAUUCAGAUGGCAUUUAAGCUCUUUGACGUUGAUGAUGACGGCAGCAUAACAGAAGACGAGUUUGCUUGUAUUCUCCGGUCAUCUCUCGGAGUCCCUGACCUUGAUGUUUCUCAACUCUUUAAGGAAAUAGACACAGAUAAUUCUGGGAAGAUCGCCUAUAAUGAGUUUAAGGACUUUGCAUUUAAGCAUCCAGAAUAUGCCAAGUUAUUUACUACAUACCUAGAGCUACAGAGGUGCCAUCUACAGACAGACGAAGAAGAUGAUUAUCAGACACCAGAAGACACAUACUCACAGAGUAAGACAUCACUCUCAGAAAAGACCCCAAUCGCAAGAAAUAAAGUUGGUCCUGAAAGCAAUGAAGAAGACCUCUCAAGUACUUCAGACAAAAAGGAUGACUAAGUAUAAACAGGCUGAUAAUUUUGCAUUUACACUGUGCAGAUUUCACUGAGGUUAUUUUAUAUCAAAAUGUACUUGUUGAAUAUUGAUAAAAGUUAAGAUUUUAAGAAUGUUUUUACUUUUUUUGUAUUUCUGUGUGUCAAAAUUGUGGGGGAGGAGGGAUAAAUAAUUUAUUGCAUUCUGCCACUCGGUGUUAUAAGUAAAAAUGUCCCCUCUUAGGUAGAGUGCACAAUACAAUCUGAAUCUAAGUUAAAUGAAUACCAUAGCCUCAAUUUUUUUUUUGGUGUCAGUCUCACAGGACUGUGAAUAUUGUUUACUCUCUUCCAAGCAAGGUGUUUACAAGGUAGCAGACAUUGUUAGGGUAGCCAACUGAAGAAAAGUAAUUUCCCAAUAGGGGCUGAGGAGAAGAUUUGCUGCUCUCCCUCACUAUAGGACAUUUAAAUAUCAGACUUCUUUUUUUUUUAAGUCUACGGGCACCCUUCAACAUUUCUGAAAUUUCAAAAGUAUAGAAAAUUUAGAAUUCAUAGGAGAACAAGUGGUAGGAAGUUGGUAUUUUAGUUAGUGCAUGGCUGUCUUGAGGCUUUCCUUAAUCUGUUGUCAACCACAGUCAAAAUUUCUCAACAAAGCCAUGUUGAUUCACUGAUGUUAAUAGCAACAUCUUUGGACAAAGGCCCACUGAAGAUGGAAUGGGUUGUAUUUGUAACAAUAAAAAUUAAUUGGAGUUCAAAGAUAGCAGAUCAUUAUUUGAAUAGGAAAACUCAGAAAACAGGACCUCAAUUAGAACACUAAUUGGAAAAAAAGGCAUAUAAACAAACACAGUUUUUACUAAUUUAAUGCCAUAUGAAAACUAGAGGAAAAUUUUGAUGUAAUAGUCAUCAAGUGAUCAUGACCUUGUUCUGGAUAAUGUCAAGCCAUAGUUCUAAUAGAAUCUACUGUAAAAUACGCUUUCAGAAACCAUAUCUGCACUUAAUACACCCUGAGAGCAUGAUCCAAAGGCCACUUGAGAUCAGUGGAAAGAUUCCUGUUGACUGCAAUAUUCUUUGCCUCAGUCCCCUACUGUGCAAUUUUGGACCAGAGUUUUGAAAUGUUGGUCCAUCAUCUUUUUCCCCCAUUAACCUGUAAGGGAUUUAUAUUCUUAGCUUUCAACAUUCCUAGGAGUUACUUGCAUAAAAUACCCUAUUCAUCAAAGGGAGAAGUGGCAGGUUAGUUUUAAUUAGAGAAUACCUGCUGAAAGAUGGGUAAGAGGCUCAGGAAUAUUACCUCAAAAGCCUGGAAUGCAUUGUGUAGCAUCAGCAGGAGACCUAUUUCUGCUAUUUGAGGUCCAGUUGCAAUGGUGGCUUCAGACCUUUGAUCAAUGAUUUUACUGUCUCAAGGUAUAUUUACAUGUUUUAGCUUUCAUGUGUGAUCUUCUGUAAUAUUGUGGCUUUCUCAUGUUCCAGAUGCUUUAAAUAAAUAUUUUUUUUUAAA